Messenger RNA from Entelurus aequoreus (snake pipefish), 2122 nucleotides. RefSeq names its product NKD inhibitor of WNT signaling pathway 2b (gene nkd2b). NCBI's taxonomy places the organism in Eukaryota, Metazoa, Chordata, Actinopteri, Syngnathiformes, Syngnathidae. Gene Ontology annotation, biological process: negative regulation of Wnt signaling pathway. The transcript has 10 exons. The record is from RefSeq and is a predicted model, not a curated record. Gene Ontology annotation, cellular component: cytoplasm. Bases 303 to 1589 code for a protein of 428 amino acids. Gene Ontology annotation, molecular function: calcium ion binding.
CACACAUCGAGCGUGUGGUGUGUUCAUGCUCCUCCACUGCCAGUCGGACUGAGCUGCACUCAGAAGAGAGAAGCGCCGCAAUUUGAGGUCUUCUCCGUCGACACUUUUUCUUUGAGUUCUUGUUAUUUCUGGACGUCCUUUUCCUCAAUGAACGAGAGGUUGAGGUGUCGGACUUUGGAUGAAGUUGGAGUUUUUAGCUAAGCCCAACAAUGUGACCAUGCUGAGAUGAGGCAUUGACUGUUCUCCUCCCUUGUUGGAUUUACUAGUAUCUUUUAUUGAGCCAGAGACGUGGAGACUCAACAAUGGGCAAACUUCAAUCCAAACACGCGUGUAAGCGCAGAGAGAACCCAGAAGGGGACAGUUUUGUUGUGAACGCCUUCCUGCGGAGAGGGUUAGACGAAUGCGAGCGCUACGGAGGGAUGGAUUACAAGAUGAAAAACAUGCAGGAAUUUCCACAUGGCCAUUCGAAGGAGGGUGCAGACCGACACUGCCCCCUAGAGGUUGCCCUCCCUCCAGAGAAAGCUGAGGGCUGCCAGAACUACCUGCAGUAUCUUCACGCACAGGACAGAGAGCGGGAAAUUAAAGUUUCAGGGAAGAAACGCAUCAGUCUGGAUGACUUGGAGUGUGACGUUUCAGUGGAGGACGACAACCGUCAGGAGUGGAUCUUCACGCUUUACGACUUUGACAACAGUGGCAAAGUGACAAAGGAGGAUAUGUCCAGCCUGAUGCACACCAUCUAUGAUGUAGUGGACGCCUCUGUCAAUCAUUCCUGCAAUAACAAAAGCAAGACGCUACGUGUCAAGCUGACUGUCACACCGGAGCCUCGGUGCCAUAAAAAAGAAACAGGCACGGAUCGCUGUCACCAAGAAUCUGACAAACGCAUGUCCGCCUACAUCAGCAAGGGACAAAACAAUGAAGCACCAACCACUGAGGGCCAGCAUUACUGUGUGGAUGAGAACACAGAGAGGAGGAAUCACUACCUGGACCUGGCUGGUAUCGAGAACUAUACCUCCAGGUUUGAAGGAACAACAAGCCCCACCUUCCCUCCCCAGGAAAGCCACGUUCGAAGCUCCCAGAGCCAGAGUCGCUCUCGGUCCCACGAAACGGAAGCCCCGAUCGUUCACCAGCGGCGCUCUCAGGUCAUCAGCGACAGUUACAACCCGGCAGAGUUUCGAGGCAAAGGAGCACAGUUCCUGAAGUCACCCAAGGGCACCAACAGAGGAGGGAACAGCGGCGGAAAAUCCACUAAAUGUCAUGGCCACCACCCUCCCCUGCACAGUGGCAGCGCCGUCGCCCAUGGGGGCCAGGAUGUGUACCACUUACCACACCAGGGCCACCACCAGCACCCGCUACAGUACAGUCACAGCAAACGCAUGAGGGCCAAAGCUAGAGAGGCGCUGUCUCCGAGCAAAACGCCUCUCUCCCCGCAUCCUCACCCCCAACAGCAGCAGCCAGGCCUGGAGAGGGAGCAGGUGUCCGCUCCUCCUGGGAGCCCAGGCUUUGUGGUUCCUGUGGUGCAGCGCCAUGAGCACCACCACCACCAUGAACACCACCAUCACCACCACUACCACCAUUACCACCAGACAUGACCGCCUACACUCACGUCGAGCGUUCAGGACCAAGCACAACUCCCAGUCGCGGAUCUUUUGUUCUCUCACAAGCUAUACAGAAAUAUCCUGACUUUUAUAGAGGAGAUUUGUAUCGUGACGCUCUGCCAUCGUGGACUUAAACUUAUUGUCAACACCGAUGAUGUGUGGCGUCGUUUUGAUUUUUUUGUUUGUCAAAUCUUUGCUGGGACUGCUGCCCCCAUUUUUCAGAAACAGGGAUAACACAACAGAAAGCCAAAAGAGGGGAAAACUAACACACCUUUCCCCUCUCCUGAUGCUGUUGCUGCGCCCUGGAAGCUAUUUGUCACAUGGAUCUCAGGUGUAAAGGUGCUGCUUUAUCACAGAGGCCUCUUUGUCUGUGGGGGGUUAUAUUUUUGAAUAUACGGGGUAAGGAGAGAGGUAGGAUAAUGAAAUCACCACUGCCAGUUUUUAUGCAAAAAUAUCCUGCUAUAUGUAUAAAAAUAUAUAUAAAUAUAAACACAUUUUACUGUAUUAUUAUAAUACUGUAUAUGUCA